Mycena citricolor is the source of this 614-nucleotide messenger RNA. NCBI's taxonomy places the organism in Eukaryota, Fungi, Basidiomycota, Agaricomycetes, Agaricales, Mycenaceae. The record is from the annotation of a GenBank genome assembly.
GGCUCGACUUUAAAAGCCACAGGGGGUACCAUACAGCUCUAUCUCAACCGAGUCAAAACCACAACCAGAUGCCUCGUCUUAUAAGUCUCGUUCUCAUCUCACUUCUCUCUGCAGCUGGCCUCGCUGCGGCUGGUGUUACCAAGGUCCUUCAAUGCGGGGCUUCCCAAUACGAUCCUGCCCAUUACACCUGCUUCGACGGGGAUUUUCUCUGUCCCAUCCACGACCCGCAUGGCUACAGCGACGCCGAUGUGCUGCUCCGCUGCGGUGACAACUGCUACUCGACCAACGAUUCAACCUGCAACGGUACCUCCGUCGUACCACUCCAAAUCGGCGAAAAUCCGUUGGAAGAUUGCGGUCCCCGCGCGCGGUUCUAUGCCCAGGACUACGUCUGUAUCGACGGCGACCUGCUCUGCCCGAUCGUCAAUCACCUCGGAUAUCUUCGGUGCGGGAAGGCGUGCUACGAUCCGUUCUCGUACAAUGAGCACCCGUCACCCGUAGAUGCACCGCGCGCAACACGCUCCUUGCGAUUCCCACCACCUGUCUCGGCCCGGACCAGUACAACCGCUGGUGUGACAACCAGGGAUGCCGCUGGCUCGACUGUUGUGAGGGUCUGA